AUGAAUCGUUCGCAACAGUCGUUCAAGCUUGUUCUUCUGGGCGAAUCGGCUGUGGGGAAGUCCAGUCUUGUCCUUCGAUUUGUUAAGAACCAGUUCGAUGACUACCGGGAGAGUACAAUUGGAGCCGCCUUCCUCACACAGGUGGUACCACUGGACGACAACACUUCGGUGAAAUUUGAAAUAUGGUUUGCGCCAAUGUACUACCGAAAUGCCAACUGCGCUGUUGUUGUUUACGAUAUCACACAAGCUUCUUCAUUAGAAAAAGCCAAGUCUUGGAUCCGCGAACUCCAACGCCAAGCGGAUCCUUCAAUCAUCAUAGCCCUCUGCGGCAACAAGACAGAUCUAGAACCAAGAAGGCAGGUCACAACGGAGGAGGCACAAAAGUACGCCGAUGAGGAAGGUUUGUUGUGGUUUGAGACAUCUGCCAAGUCUGGUGAAGGUGUGGAAGGUGUGUUCAAGGCGCUCGCACACAAACUCCCGAAGAAUCCUCCGCCGGCGGCCAGAGGGGUCGCUGGGGCAGGACAAGCGCCACGAACUCGUGUGGACCUUAACAAGCAGACACCCAACACUCCUGGUCAGGACGCUUGCAACUGCUAG
Cantharellus anzutake is the source of this 597-nucleotide messenger RNA. Its product is annotated as GTP-binding protein RAB5. The transcript is spliced from 7 exons. The record is from RefSeq and is a predicted model, not a curated record. Lineage: Eukaryota; Fungi; Basidiomycota; Agaricomycetes; Cantharellales; Hydnaceae. Gene Ontology annotation, molecular function: GTP binding; GTPase activity. The coding region runs from base 1 to 597 and encodes 198 amino acids.